Molecule: messenger RNA, 2264 nt
Organism: Anguilla anguilla (European eel)
Lineage: Eukaryota; Metazoa; Chordata; Actinopteri; Anguilliformes; Anguillidae
Gene: agmo
Product: alkylglycerol monooxygenase
Exons: 13
Coding region: 32-1372 (446 amino acids)
Biological process (GO): lipid biosynthetic process
Cellular component (GO): endoplasmic reticulum
Molecular function (GO): iron ion binding; oxidoreductase activity
Source: RefSeq, a predicted model, not a curated record
UUCCAUACGUCUCGUUAAGUCCUGAAUCAUAAUGGCCAGUAUGGAAGUGGAAACUCCUGCCAUUACUUUAAAUCAGGUCGCUCGUACGAUGUUCUAUCUGGUUACACCAAAUGAAACAUCCUUCCAGCAUGUCGAGGAAGUGCCCGACUACGUAGAUAAGGCCACACCCAUUUUCCUAGGAAUGCUGGUGCUGGAGUUGGUGUUGGGCUGGGCAAAGACUGGAAGCCUUGUCAUUAGAAUCAAUGAUGGAGUCACCUCUGUGUCAGCUGGCUUGCUGUCCAGACUACCACUGCUUUUUUUGAGGAGUCUGGAAUUAUCCAGUUAUAUCUACAUCUGGAACAACCAUCGAUUGCUGGAGCUCCCCUGGGACUCACCCUGGACCUGGUGGCUGGCCUUCCUGGGUGUGGACCUGGCGUACUACUGGUUCCACCGUUUUUCUCAUGAGUUGAACAUCCUGUGGGCGGCCCACCAGGCUCACCACAGCUCAGAGGAGUACAACCUCUCCACAGCUCUCAGGCAGUCGUCGACACAGCAGUUUGCAUCAUGGAUUUUACACCUGCCUUUGGCCUUGGCUGUACCUCCCACCGUGUUUGCCGUCCACGUACAAUUCAAUCUUCUGUACCAGUUCUGGAUUCACACAGAGGUCAUUAGACACCUUGGGCCAUUGGAGUGGGUGAUGAACACGCCCAGUCACCACAGAGUUCAUCAUGGACGAAACCGUUACUGUAUUGACAAGAAUUAUGCUGGAACUCUAAUUAUUUGGGACAGAAUCUUUGGUACUUUUGCUCCCGAGGGUGAUAAAGUUGUGUAUGGCCUCACAAAGCAAAUAAAUUCAUUUGACCCCAUCUAUGUUCAGUUCCACUACUAUCCAUACAUAUGGCGGACAUUCUGGAGAGCCUCCGGAGUCAGAAAUAAACUGAGUGUCAUCUUUAAGGGACCUGGGUGGAGUUCUGGCCAUCGAAGUCCUGGAGACCGUAGACAAUUACCCAAGGUUACUGUCAAGGAAGUGCCGUACAACCCAACUUUGCCAGUUGUUCUACAAGCAUAUGUGCUCCUACAGUUCCUCCUAUUGCUGGCUGUUUACACUGAUGUUAUGGCUAUGAAGUUGAUACUCUCCCAGCAGGCUCUGCUUUUGUUGGCUGGCUACAUCAUCUUCACACUGACCUCCUUUGGGCUAAUCAUUGAUCGCAGGCCAAAUGCAGCUGUGGUAGAGAUGUUCCGAUGUGCCUUACUCCUGGGGCUUUACAGAUUUGGUUAUAUGAAAGUGGCUGUACCCUCAAUGCCCUUUGAGGUCUUCAUCUGUCUCUCUGUGCUGUACUGGGCCCUGCAGACAUUGAGCAAACUGGCCAAUGGGAAGAACAAACAACACUGAGAAAACAUUCAAGGAAGACCAAAGCUGACUCUCUGCCACCUGUCACAACAAGGAUUUAAUCUGUUUAACUGAUUACAAAAACAUAAAAUUAGUAUGCACUCAAGUGUAAUUGCAUGUGUCUUAAAUUAAGAUAUCCAUCCGUCAACUCGCAUGGAUGACAUAAUUUAAGGACAUACAGAUAGGUUGUGCUUGAGAGAACUGCUGUUCAUUUGAGCUCAUAAAAAAUAUAUAUUUUUCACAUUUUAUAUAAUUUUAUAUAAUUCCUCAUAUUUUCAAUAAACUAUAAUAAACAAUUUUAACUUUUCAAUUAGUCUCUGAAUUUAAAAGAAUAUGUACACUGUUUUAAUUUGUAACAUUACACAUUGGAUAUAGUUUUUGACUAACAGUACAUGAAAUAGCCAUCAGUACAUAACUGUUGAAUAUAGUUACAUAUUAUGGCUUUAAAAAAUGAAUUAUAGAUUUUGAUGGUUCUUUCAUGGGUAAGACUCUCUGGUCCUUGCUUCUAAUACUGAGCAAAUGAGAUAAGGAAAUGGAAAAUAUUUAUAAACUGAUCGCUAGAUGGCACCAUUGUAACUGUGAAACAUUUUAUAUAUCCAUCUAAAAGGUGAGUUCUCUCUUCUCUUCAAUAACCUGGAAUACAAAGAAGUGUGAUUACUUUCAUAAUCUCUGAAAACCUCUCUCUCUCUCUCUCUCUCACGUGCUCUCUUUCUUUCUCUCUCUUUCUUUCCUGUCUCUCUCUUAUUCUUGGCAAUUUAUUAUGCUUCCACAUAUUAAGCUGUGGCAUUUGUCCAAUAAAAAAUGUCAGGUUAGUCCUUGCACCACUAUUCAUUCUCUGACAUUUUAAGAACUAUUCUAAAAUUCUUUUUGAAUAAAGUAUAUGCUGUCACCCAAA